Messenger RNA from Macrobrachium nipponense, 1666 nucleotides. RefSeq lists its product as uncharacterized. Gene Ontology annotation, molecular function: acyltransferase activity, transferring groups other than amino-acyl groups. NCBI's taxonomy places the organism in Eukaryota, Metazoa, Arthropoda, Malacostraca, Decapoda, Palaemonidae. The record is from RefSeq and is a predicted model, not a curated record. The coding region runs from base 153 to 656 and encodes 167 amino acids. The transcript has 5 exons.
AAUUCGUCGAAGUAACAUCUUGUUUUGAAAUAGACACACGGAGCUUAGAGGCAUAACAAACAAUGCGGUUAGUCAGGCUUCUGAAGGACUUCAGUGGACCAGUGAUUCGAGACUGUUUGCUUCAAUAAGGGAGGAGGACCAAAGCGCCGAUCAUGAAUCACGAAGAAGAAGUCGGUUCUCAGCCUCGUCAAGUUCUGGAAAAGGAAGAGUUGCUGGCCCUUGCUGCCAGAAUAAAGGACGACUACCCCUAUUGCCUACAAAUGUACAACACUCUGCUACUGACCGCCAGGGGACUGAAUGCUUGCUUCCAGUACGAGAUCUAUGUGCCCAGGAAUCACCAGGACUCUCAUAUCGUCAUUUGGAGGUCAUUGAUUGAGUGGAAGAACAUGAGCAUAUAUUGCAGAGAGGAGGAGGUUCCUCUGCUCAUCAAAGUAAUGAAGGGCAGUCAUUUCUUGGGUAUAGUUGAGGAACUCCCAGUCAAUUUCUUUUUCAUAUUAAGCUACCAAUUAGAUGCAAUACUAGAGACACUCCAGGAAGUCCUUGGGAUACGCCUCCAGAAAUACCAGGGUUCAUGUUACGCUUAUGAAACUCGACAAGAAAGUCCUCUGAGUCUCGAGCUGAAACCCUUUACUGACGGAGUCAACAGACAACAAUAAUAAACCCAGGAGGACUCCAAGGGGAAAAAUCAGCAAGCAGAGAGAAAGAGGUUAUAAGAAAAGGUGAUACUGAAGUAAAUAUGGUGGAAUAGAAAAUCAAAACGAUGCACCUGAUAUUCAGGAAACAUCAGCAGAAUAUUUGAGAUCACAAAUUCCACAACUGCAAUAGACGAACUAUUUUACUACGUUUUAGUUUUAGCCAAGAUAAAACAAUGAGUCAAUGACCAAAUUCGCCGAAGGCAAUCGACUUUUCUGUAAAUCGUACAGCCAAGGCCAACCAAAAUAGAGCUAUAUUUCGGUGGUGUCGGUAUAACGCUUUAUGAGCCGCGGCCCAUGAAACUUGAACCACGGCCCUGUGGUGGCCUGGCCUUUAUCGUUGUCAGACGCACGAUUAUAUCUAACUUUAACCUUAACUAAAAAAAAAAAAAAAAUUUUAAAUACUGACGCUAGAGAACUGCAAUUUGGUAUGUUUUAUGAUCAGCAUACCAAUUAGCAGCCUUCUGGCUUCGGUAGGUAAUAAGAUCUGAGGGCGAACAGAAAAAAGUGCGAACGGACAAAGCCUGAACCACAGUUUUCUUUUCAGAAAACUAACCAGCGAACUGAACAGAAUCAACACUGGUAUUAUAAACCAACACACUGUGCAGGAAAUUGUAUUUUGGCUUAAAAAAUAAUCAUAUUCUCCCGAACUCGAGAGAGAAAAUAAAAGCUAAAUAUUUACUGAAUAUCUGACUUGUCCCUUUACAAUGAAGGCCCCUUAAAAGGAUCCCACCAUUAUUACCGGGCUGUUGAAGAAAAGGGUAUGAAAAUAAUGGAUUAUUUCCUUGACUGGCUCAAUGGAAGGAGAACUUGCUUUCAUGGCAGAGAAUAAAGAUGCUUUCCUACACACAGAGGGAAAAGAAGACGAAUGAAAUGGAAGUGGAGAAGUAGUGAAGUGCAUGAGAGCAAAUCUUGGAGUAGCAAAGAAAUAGGAGGAAGAUGGAAAUAACAGAACCUUGUCAAGGUUAAGAUGA